This is a messenger RNA of Bemisia tabaci, 2097 nucleotides long. RefSeq lists its product as uncharacterized. NCBI's taxonomy places the organism in Eukaryota, Metazoa, Arthropoda, Insecta, Hemiptera, Aleyrodidae. The record is from RefSeq and is a predicted model, not a curated record.
GUCGCCACUGCUCCGCGAGUAAUAGGAAAAGAUUAAACCGUUUCGAGUGGGAGGAAAAUAAGUUUAGUCUGAAUGACAAGGUCGGAAAAGUUGCCUUGAAAUAAUCGCCCAUUGUGCGCAUUGUUUCCGGUAUUGGAAAACAAUUGCGUAUUUUUGAAUGUGCUUUUCAUAUUUUUGUUGUGGUUUAGUCAAUGGUCAUUCUCAUUAUUCUGCUCAUCACUUAAUGAAGAGGGAAAUUCGAAUUCAGUUGCUCAUUCCACAAUACUCUAAUCAAAUCUCUCGCAGCACGGAAAGUAUUCUUUCAUAUGAAAAGAUAAAAUUUUACCGAGGCGCAAGGGAACGUUUAAUACCUUAUGCAAUUUCAAAUGAAACUAUUAAAGUAGGACAUAAUGUAAUUCGAACACACGGAAAUGAUUUUAUAAAAUCAUCAAUCAUACUAAAAUUUAUGACUAUUAUUACGAAUAUAUGUAAUCAUAUUAAAAAUACCAAAACAACCAAUUUUUCAUUAUUCCAUUGCAAUAUUGAUAUUUAAUUUAAAUCGAGUUUAAUACCUCAUGAAAUUUGAAAUGAAACUAUUUAAGUGUGAUUGUCAGUAUAUAUCUUGAAGAAUCAACUAGAGCAAAACACCUCAGAUUUAGACGACAUGAAACAAUUUCACAACGUCCAAAUAUUCUCAACUGUAGAUAGAAUUUUGAUGAAAAAAACCAGUAGAUCGCAUAGCACCAUGCCUACGCCUACUACGUCUCCCAUUCUCAUCUCGAAAUGCAUGGUUUUUCCGACCCAAAAGUCCAAUAUCAAAAGUCUGAAGCUCUCAGUUUCAGACAUAUCAUGGUUGGCGUGUGAAUACAACCAAAAGGGAAUUCUGUUACCUUAUCCACCUGGUCUCUCCUUUGACAGUCUCCUUACCUCACUCAAAAAAGCCCUCGCCACUACCCUGAAACACUUCUACCCCCUGGCCGGUCGCCUCACUACGACCCCCGAUGGUGAAGUCCACAUAGCUUGCAACGAUGCAGGGGUUGAAUUUCUCGCGGUGGACAACGCGGGUCUCUCUGUGGACGACAUUUUGUGUCCGGGCGAUGUUCCUGAUUCCAUCAAGAACUUCUUCACUUACGACACGUUGGGUGACUAUGAGGGACAUUCCAUGCCACUGGCUGCGAUCAAGGUAACGAAGCUAGCCGACGGUGUUUUCAUCGCUUUCUGCACGAAUCACUCGGUGGCGGACGGCCUAUCGCAUUGGGACUUCAUCAACACCUUCGCCGAGAUCAGCAGAGGAGCCCCAAUCUCAACCUCACCCGUCUUCUCCCGCGACACGCCCCUCAACCCCCGGGCCGUGCUCCCGUUCCCGCCGGGUGGACCGACCGGCAAGCACCCUUUCGGAGGCGACGCGUCGUUGACGGAGCGAGUCUUCCAUUUUAGCGGGGACGCCAUCUCGAAACUCAAACAGAGGGCCAACGAGGGAUAUUCAGCGAGAUCGGGGGGUACAGAGGACCGUGGUGGGAUUACGUCCUUCCAAUCGCUCUGCGCCCUGAUGUGGCGGUCCAUCACACGAGCUAGGCAACAGACAACGCUCUUCCGGAUGUCGGUGGACUGCCGCAACAGGUUGGAACCGAGACUCGACCGACGCUACUUCGGCAACGCGAUCCUGGGCGCGGAGAUUGCCGCCUCCGCGGAUGAUCUCCUCACCAACGACCUGAGUUGGGGCGCCAGGUUGAUCCACGAAACCGUGGCGACGUGGGACGAUUCCAAGGUGCGGCGACGGGUGGCGGAGUGGGAACGAGAGCCCAGGGCGAUCCCGAACGACAUCGCCGAGGGGCCGACGAUCUCCGUGGGGAGCUCGCCGAGGUUCCCGGUCUACGAGGCGGAUUUCGGGUGGGGGCGCCCUCUGGCGGUCAGGAGCGGGCGCAACAACAAGUUCGACGGCAAGAUCACCGCGUUUCCGGCAAAGGAGGGCGAUGGAGGUGUCGUCUUGGAGGUGGCGCUGGCGCCAGAGACUAUGACCAGGCUCGAGGUUGACUCGGAACUCAUGCAGUACGCGUCGCACGGUGGAUCGAGUCUAUAGGAGAGGUCGGACAAAAUUUGGAAACUUUAAACGCUUAU